Suillus discolor is the source of this 1905-nucleotide messenger RNA. RefSeq lists its product as uncharacterized. The coding region runs from base 1 to 1905 and encodes 634 amino acids. Lineage: Eukaryota; Fungi; Basidiomycota; Agaricomycetes; Boletales; Suillaceae. The record is from RefSeq and is a predicted model, not a curated record. The transcript is spliced from 2 exons.
AUGUCGAGUUUCACGCCAAACCAUGCCCUCCUGAACCCAAAAUUCGAGGGUUACAAACUGGAAGUAAUCCCACAAGAAGACACUGUGACACGUUUCGGGCUUGAAUAUAGACCCACACAAAUGGCUAAUUCUGGUCGAUCUCCACUGUCUUUCAAGGAGGUCCAGAGCAGGAUCACGCAUAACCACCUGGCCAUGGCAAACGACAGUGGCAGGUGUCUAUACAUUGACUCGGAGCAUCGCGUUAUCCUUGUCGACCUAACGAAUGACAGUCACACACCAUCAUUCACUGUCGUUUAUGCACUUCCAACUCCAAUCAGCGCUCCCGCAGCUGUGCAGAUCCAUCGCGAAUACCCAUCAGCAGUGUUUCUUGACGCACAGACCGCAUUCAUCGCCGACGGUCAAGGGGCACUUUACAUCCUCGGACUUCCUGCAGAAGGAGCUGCUACUACCCUGGGCUGCUUUGAGCUUUCUGAUCACACGCAAACUCCUCAUUUGGCUCCGACUCCAUUCCGCAUCCACUCUCUCGCCAAGUCAUCUGAUAAUGUAGCUAUAGCGCUUCUGUCUUCUCGCUUCUAUGGAGACCCUGAAGCUGCUCCAACGCAAUCAGUAACAAGUCACACGUCUGAAUUUGACGUCUGGGCUGCGAGAUUCUCGCUGCCUUUUCCAAGCCAGAACGGCGAUCUCGCCCCCAUUGACAUUCUUUGGAGGAGGCGGGGGCAGGAUGUACCCAUAUUCAUGGAUUAUGAUAACUCUCGAAAUUGCUAUCUUCUGGCUGGUAGCUCCGGCUAUCGUGAGCUCAACCAGCCAGCCCCACCCUCGUACGAACCCUCGCCAGAUGAAAUGGCCCCUAUUCCGCGUCUAGAUGAAAAAUUAGACGUAGAGACUCCCCUCAGACCUCCACCAUAUUCCUGGACACAGACAUCCGACUCCGUGACAGUGGCCUUCCCUCUCCCUGCAACAACCCCAACGUCAAGCAUCAAAGUGACAUUUUCCCAAAAGACCUUGACGGUGCACGUCCAGACCACAUCACAUGUUGAAGGCGUUCCUCUUCCCCACUAUUCUGCCCAACAGCUCUGGGACGGCAUUCAAACCUCCACCAGCUUCUGGACUUGGGAUCGCGAGGGAGAGCACUCAUUUGGAUUGCUCACGUUGCAUCUGGACAAACAGCGUGAAGAUGCUCGGUGGAUGCAUGUAUUUGCAUCUGCGGGUACACCAGGUGGAGAGGAGGAAGUUACAGAAACCCUCGACCCUUCGGAGCUCUACCUCAUCAGAGAGUCUUUGGAAAAGUACACAGCCGCACUCCAAAGUGGGGAGGAUAUGAGCGGGCUUGGACUGGGCCGAGGGGUACCAGCGCUUGCUCAGGGAGAGAUGGAUGAGGAAGUCGAUUCUUCGAUCGGACGAGUGGCAUUCCUGACGUGGGUGGGUGAGAAUGGAGGGGUCCCUGUGUGGUCAUCUGGCGUUGGUGAUUCUGCAUGCAACGUUCUGUCAAUCGAUCUUCCUGGAUCGGGUCCUGGAGCAUCUAUGGUUGUGAAGAAUGGUAUUGAUGGUGCCCUGUUCACCCUGGACGAGGCACAGACUACAGGUUCUCUGCCCACUUGGACGCACAGCGCGACCUUCUCGGCGCUCGCCUUUGUGCUCGCCUCUAAGCGGGAUACACGCUUCACGUAUCAUGUCUCAUCGAAAGCGGUUUUGGCUUUCGAGAACGGCAGUAGGGAUCGAGGAGGGAAUGUAUACAUCUACCGCGGUGGGCAUCCGGGUCAAAUUUGGGCAAAACAAAGUGUAUUGAAAGUUGGCGAUGGAAGCGCUGGUUCUCUGUUAGGUGUUGGCAUGUCUAAAACGGCGCAGGGGCACACGAUCGUCUGUCUAUGCGAGAACGAGCUAGUCGUGAUGCACAACAUCUUUUGA